UCUACUCGCCUAAGUUUUUUUUUUUUUCUUUUUCCCUCCUAACACUUUUUCCCCUUUGAGUCCCUUGCUUGACCCUGAAAGCCACAGGACACAGAAAAACCGAAGAAAUUGAAGGGAAAAGAAAUCGGGGAGAAAAGGAACCGAACACUGAGCUGAGAAUCACGAAAGCUGAUUCCGAUUGUAGUUUAGAGUUGGAAAGUUACUUCAAUUUUCGCUUUGAUGAGUGAGAGAGUGAAGAAAGAAAAGCAAACGGGGGAGAAAAGGGAGAGGAUGAAGAACAUCUUCAAGAAGCUGCACAUAGGUAGCAGCCACGAUCCUCAUCGAUCCAAUGAGGCUUCACCGUCUGUGCCGUCGCCGCCGUGCGUUGCCGAUCAGUCCCAGAGCUCCGCCGCCACUCCGGCGAGUCCUUCGUCGGCGUCGGCGUCGGCGUCCACGGUGGUGGUGACUCCCGGAGGAGGAGGCGGCGGCGCGAGUCCGGUGAUGAAUCGGCAGGACUUUUUCUCGUCGGAGGAGGAGUUUCAGGUUCAGCUAGCCCUAGCUAUCAGCGCUUCGAAUUCGGAGUUCCGUGAGGAUCCUGAGAAGGAUCAGAUCCACGCGGCGACGCUUUUGAGCUUGGGAGGCCAUCGAAUCGAUUCGGCGCGGAACAAGGAUGAUGUGGCGGAGGCGCUGUCGAGGCAGUACUGGGAAUAUAAUGUGCUUGACUAUGAGGAGAAAGUGGUAGAUGGUUUUUAUGAUGUAUAUGGGCCCUAUAAUGAUUCAGUAAUGCAAGGAAAGAUGCCAUCUCGAACAGAUCUUGAAGCAAACCCUGGAGGUUCUGAGUUGGUCAUUGUUAAUCGAACAAUUGAUCCUUCUCUGGAGGAACUGAUACAAAUUGCACAAUGCAUUGCAUUAGACUGCCCUGUCUCUAGUUUGGUACAAAGGCUUGCUGAACUUGUUACAAGUCAUAUGGGUGGUCCUGUAAAGGAUGCUAGUAUUAUGUUAGCAAGAUGGACAGAAACAAGAGCAGAGUUAAAGACAUCUCUUCACACAAUUGUAUUGCCUCUUGGGUCCUUAAAUAUUGGGCUCUCUAGGCAUCGUGCUUUGCUUUUCAAGGUAUUAGCUGACAACAUUAAUAUGCCUUGUAGACUGGUAAAAGGUAGUCAUUACACUGGUGUCGAGGAUGAUGCUGUCAACAUUAUAAAGUUGGAGGAUGAAAGGGAGUUUUUGGUUGAUCUCAUGGCUGCUCCAGGGACACUUAUCCCAGCUGAUAUUUUAAGCACCAAGGAUAGUGCCUUUAAGCCUUACAAUCCCAAGAUUUGGCCAAGUUUACCCUCCACUAAGGAUAAUGAAUUUUCUUACUCAAGACCUAUCCAACCAUCUCAUGGUGAAGGUAGUAGUCAAAAUUCUGUGGUAAAAGAUUAUUCACUGCCCUGGAAUGGAAAACCAUAUUUUGAGAAGUCAGAGCCUUCAAACUUAGGUUUGAGUAGAGACAGUGGCGUUGGUCCUUCUAAAAUUCCUAAUAAAGGGACUCCUAACCAACUAGAAAAUUUGCCAGCCUUGUCUGGUACUUCUCUGUACAAAGGGACUCUUGGAAUGAAUACAGUUGGUGAUGGGACAAGAUUGAAUGUCAAUGUUGUACCAUAUACUAAUAACAGCCCCAAUGACUCUCGGAACCUUUUUGCAGAUCUUAACCCAUUCCAAAUAAAAGGAAUGGGGAAGGCCCCUGUGCAUAACAAACCUGUGGAAAAUAAACCUCCUGAGCUUAAAAGUACUAAAAACAAUGCUGUUUCUGGUCGACCCCCAGUGCCACUGAUGUGGAAGAAUCGUCAUGCUUACAAUGAAGACCCCAGGAAAACUAAUCAUAAUCCUAAUGAAUACAACCCUCCCUUAUUUGUUUCCAAUGGUUCUUCUAUGUCUGAAAUUAUUGACCUUAGUAGUUCCAAGCCGUUGUAUAAUUCAAAUAUAAAUAAUGAUGUAAAUGCUCAAACUUUGGCGCAAGUUACUGGUUCAGUUUCACCACCUAAUCAUGACCAGAGGAACUGUACAUAUGACAGAUUCAUGGGAAGCAAUUUGAAAUUAAAAGAUCCAGAGAGUCCUAGCUCAUCAAUUGAUUCCAUCACAAACAGGGUUGAUCAAAUAUUGGAUGAUGUAGAUGUUGGUGAAUGCGAGAUUCCAUGGGAGGAUCUGGUUCUUGGUGAAAGAAUUGGUAUAGGUUCAUAUGGAGAGGUAUACCAUGCUGACUGGAAUGGCACGGAGGUUGCUGUGAAGAAAUUUUUGGAUCAGGAUUUUUCAGGCGCUGCAUUAUCAGAAUUCAAAAGAGAAGUGCGGAUAAUGCGUAGGCUACGUCAUCCAAAUAUUGUUCUUUUUAUGGGUGCUGUUACUCGUCCUCCCAAUCUGUCAAUCAUUUCAGAGUAUCUACCAAGAGGAAGCUUGUACCGAAUUCUUCAUCGCCCUAAUUGUCAGAUUGAUGAGAAACGAAGAAUAAAAAUGGCUCUGGAUGUGGCUAGGGGCAUGAAUUGCUUACACACCAGCACACCUACAAUUGUUCAUCGAGAUCUAAAGUCUCCAAAUCUUUUGGUUGAUAAGAACUGGAAUGUUAAGGUAUGUGAUUUUGGGUUGUCACGGUUGAAGCACAACACUUUUUUGUCAUCCAAGUCAACUGCUGGAACGCCGGAAUGGAUGGCUCCUGAAGUUCUCCGCAAUGAGCCCUCAAAUGAGAAAUGCGAUGUUUAUAGUUUUGGAGUCAUCUUAUGGGAGCUUGCCACUCUAAGGUUGCCGUGGAGUGGAAUGAAUCCUAUGCAAGUUGUUGGUGCCGUUGGUUUCCAAAACCGCAGACUUGAUAUUCCUAAGGAAGUCGAUCCUAUAGUUGCAAGAAUAAUCUGGGAGUGUUGGCAACAGGAUCCAAAUUUGCGGCCCUCGUUUGCGCAACUCACAGUGGCUCUAAAGCCUCUACAGCGUCUGGUUAUCCCAUCUUAUCAAGAUCAGUUAGCUCCACCUAUGCCGCAGGAGAUUUCUGUAAAUUCCACCCCCUGAAAUGUCUCGCUUCAAGUGUGAAUAAUUAGAGGCAUUUUGCAUAGUUAUGUGCGUAUAAAGGUAACAUGAACACAAUAAAAGGGGAAAAAAAAUAUCAAAACUUGUAACGGCAAAUGUUUGUGUUGAGGAAAAUAUCAACUGCUACUGCAACCAAACAACUGCAGAGCCAUUUUGUAUUUGUGAUGAUAGGUUGUCCGAGGAACCAAAACUCGGUAAUGUGUAAAUUACUGUACUUGAAAGCAAAAAAGUAUAUACUUUUGCAAAAGUACGUUUUACCGGGAAUGUCUAGAAUUUGGCCAAGCAGUAUGUGCUCAAGCUUUAAUGUGGUGACGAAGCUCGUAUACUAACGAAAAUGUCUUCAACAUUUUAUUUGAGUCAAGAUUUUACCAUGA
Molecule: messenger RNA, 3404 nt
Organism: Glycine soja
Lineage: Eukaryota; Viridiplantae; Streptophyta; Magnoliopsida; Fabales; Fabaceae
Product: serine/threonine-protein kinase EDR1-like
Exons: 13
Coding region: 220-3012 (930 amino acids)
Biological process (GO): protein phosphorylation
Molecular function (GO): ATP binding; protein kinase activity
Source: RefSeq, a predicted model, not a curated record